GGGAACAAACUCAGGACCUAGAAAGCUAGGCAAGCAUUGCACCGACUGACCUACAUCUUCAGCACAGAAUAUGAGUUGUUUGGUUCCUUACAAAAUCUGUCUAUGAUCUUCUCCCAAAGGAGUUACAGUUACCUCCACCUAGAGAAACAUCUGUAGCAUCAAUGAGUCAGACAAGCGGUGGUGAGGCAGGGUCGCCUCCUCCAGCUGUAGUUGCUGCUGAUGCUUCUUCAGCUCCCUCCUCUUCCUCCAUGGGCGGUGCUUGCAGCUCCUUUACCACCUCUUCCAGCCCUACCAUUUAUUCUACCUCAGUCACCGACAGCAAGGCUAUGCAAGUGGAGAGCUGCUCCUCAGCCGUGGGGGUAAGUAACAGAGGGGUAAGUGAAAAGCAGUUAACCGGUAACACAGUUCAGCAGCAUCCAUCAACCCCGAAGAGGCACACAGUUUUGUACAUCUCACCACCACCUGAGGACUUGCUGGAUAACAGUCGGAUGUCCUGCCAGGAUGAGGGGUGUGGAUUGGAAUCUGAGCAGAGCUGCAGUAUGUGGAUGGAGGAUUCCCCCUCCAACUUCAGUAACAUGAGCACCAGUUCCUACAAUGAUAACACUGAGGUACCUCGUAAAUCACGAAAACGAAAUCCAAAGCAGAGGCCGGGGGUCAAACGACGAGAUUGUGAAGAAUCUAAUAUGGAUAUAUUUGAUGCCGACAGUGCCAAAGCACCUCACUAUGUGCUUUCUCAGCUUACCACGGACAACAAAGGCAACUCAAAAGCUGGAAAUGGAACAUUGGACAACCAAAAGGGAACUGGAGUAAAGAAGAGCCCUAUGUUGUGUGGACAGUAUCCAGUUAAAAGUGAGGGGAAGGAACUGAAGAUAGUUGUGCAGCCCGAAACCCAGCACCGAGCUCGGUACCUGACAGAGGGCAGCCGAGGCUCAGUAAAAGAUAGAACACAGCAAGGCUUUCCUACAGUGAAGCUGGAAGGUCAUAAUGAACCAGUGGUGUUGCAGGUGUUUGUGGGCAAUGAUUCUGGCCGAGUGAAACCACACGGAUUCUAUCAGGCCUGUAGAGUAACUGGGAGAAAUACAACUCCCUGCAAAGAAGUGGACAUUGAAGGUACCACUGUUAUAGAGGUCGGCCUUGAUCCUAGCAACAACAUGACACUGGCGGUGGAUUGUGUAGGAAUAUUGAAGCUGAGAAAUGCUGAUGUUGAAGCCAGAAUAGGAAUUGCUGGUUCUAAGAAAAAGAGCACUCGUGCCAGAUUGGUUUUUCGAGUUAACAUCACAAGAAAAGAUGGCUCCACUCUGACGUUGCAGACACCUUCGUCCCCCAUUUUGUGUACUCAGCCAGCAGGAGUUCCUGAGAUCUUAAAGAAAAGCUUGCAUAGUUGUUCAGUGAAAGGAGAAGAAGAAGUGUUUUUAAUCGGCAAGAACUUUCUAAAAGGGACUAAAGUUAUAUUCCAGGAAAAUGUUUCUGAUGAAAACUCUUGGAAAUCAGAAGCUGAAAUUGAUAUGGAAUUGUUCCAUCAGAACCAUCUUAUUGUGAAAGUCCCUCCAUAUCAUGACCAACAUAUAACUUUGCCUGUAUCAGUGGGAAUAUAUGUUGUGACCAAUGCUGGAAGAUCUCAUGAUGUUCAGCCAUUUACUUACACUCCAGACCCAGCAGCUGCUGCUUUGAAUGUAAAUGUGAAAAAGGAGAUAUCUAGUCCAGCAAGACCUUGCUCUUUUGAAGAAGCCAUGAAAGCAAUGAAAACGAGUGGAUGUAACUUAGAUAAGGUAAAUAUUCUUCCUAAUGCCUUGAUCACUCCACUGAUAUCAAGCAGUAUGAUUAAGACUGAAGAUGUCACUCCAAUGGAAGUAACAGCAGAGAAAAGAUCUUCCCCUAUUUUUCAGACUACAAAGACAGUUGGAUCAACCCAGCAAACUUUAGAAACUAUUUCUAACAUAGCAGGAAAUGCGCCCUUUUCGUCACCAUCAUCUUCCCACUUGCCUUCUGAAAAUGAAAAUCAGCAGCUUCAGCCCAAAACAUACAACCCAGAGACCCUGACAACUAUCCAAACACAGGACAUCUCACAGCCUGGGACUUUUCCAGCAGUUUCUGCUUCUAGUCAGCUGCCCAGCAGUGAUGCACUACUGCAGCAGGCUACACAGUUUCAGACAAGAGAAGCUCAGUCCAGAGACACAUUACAGUCAGAUGGCACAGUGGUUAAUUUGUCACAGUUGACUGAAGCAUCACAGCAACAGCAGUCCCCACUACAAGAACAAGCACAGACAUUACAGCAGCAGAUAUCAUCAAAUAUUUUUCCAUCACCAAAUAGUGUGAGUCAGCUCCAGAGUACUAUUCAGCAGCUGCAAGCAGGAAGUUUUACAGGCAGCACUGCUGGUGGUGGCAGUGGAAGUGUUGACUUGGUCCAACAGGUUUUAGAGGCACAACAACAGUUAUCUUCUGUUCUGUUUUCUGCUCCAGACGGUAAUGAGAAUGUUCAAGAACAGCUUAAUGCAGACAUUUUCCAAGUCAGUCAAAUUCAAAAUAGUGUAAGCCCUGGAAUGUUUUCCUCUACUGAGUCUGCGGUUCACACCAGACCAGAUAACUUACUACCUGGGAGAGCUGACAGUGUCCAUCAGCAGACUGAAAACACACUCUCUAAUCAGCAGCAGCAGCAGCAGCAGCAACAGCAGCAGCAAGUGAUGGAGUCAUCCGCUGCAAUGGUGAUGGAGAUGCAGCAGAGCAUUUGCCAAGCAGCUGCCCAGAUUCAGUCAGAACUAUUUCCCUCAGCUGCUUCAGCAAAUGGAAGCCUUCAGCAGUCUCCAGUUUACCAGCAGCCUUCACACAUGAUGAGUGCACUGCCUACCAACGAGGAUAUGCAAAUGCAAUGUGAGUUGUUCUCUUCUUCCCCCACAGUUUCUGGAAAUGAAACUUCUACAACCACCACACCGCAGGUUGCAACCCCUGGCUCCACUAUGUUUCAGGCACCAAGUUCAGGAGAUGGAGAAGAAACUGGAGCACAAGCAAAACAGAUUCAGAACAGUGUCUUUCAGACAAUGGUUCAAAUGCAGCACAGUGCAGAUAGCCAAUCUCAAGUAAACAUCUUUUCAUCUACAAAAAACAUAAUGAGUGUUCAGAAUAGUGGUACCCAGCAACAAGGGAAUAGCUUGUUCCAGCAAGGGAGCGAGAUGAUAUCACUUCAGUCUGGGAACUUUUUGCAGCAGCCUUCUCAUUCACAGGCUCAGCUCUUUCAUCCUCAAAAUCCUAUUGCUGAUGCUCAGAACCUUUCCCAGGAUACUCAAGGUUCAAUUUUUCAUAGUCCAAAUCCUAUUGUCCACAGUCAGACUUCCACAGCAUCCUCUGAACAGUUGCAGCCUUCAAUGUUUCACUCCCAGAAUACCAUCACUGUAUUACAGGGCUCAUCAGUUUCUCAAGAUCAGCAGUCAACCAACAUAUUUCUUUCCCAAAGUUCUAUAAAUAAUCUUCAAACUAACACAGUAGCCCAAGAAGAACAGAUUUCAUUUUUUGCAACACAGAACUCAAUUUCUCCACUUCAGUCAACAUCAAACACUGAGCAGCAAGCAGCUUUUCAACAGCAGCCUCCAAUCUCACACAUUCAGGCCCCUAUUCUUUCCCAGGAACAGGCACAACCCUCUCAGCAAGGUUUGUUUCAGCCUCCGGUGGCCCUUGGCUCCCUUCCACCUAAUCCAAUGCCUCAAAACCAGCAAGGCACAAUUUUCCAAACACAGCGCUCAAUAGUUGGCAUGCAGAGUAACUCUCCAUCCCAGGAGCAGCAGCAACAACAGCAGCAGCAGCAGCAACAACAACAGCAGCAGAGCAUUUUAUUCAGUAAUCAGAAUGCCAUGGCUACAAUGACAUCUCAGAAGCAGCCACCACCAAACUUGAUAUUUAGUCCAAACCAAAACCCAAUGGCUAGUCAGGAGCAGCAGAACCAGUCAAUUUUUCAACAGCAAAGUAAUAUGACUCCAAUGAAUCAAGAGCAGCAGCCCAUGCAAUUUCAGAAUCAGCCUACUGUUUCCUCACUUCAGAACCCAGGUCCUACGCAAUCUGAGUCACCACAGACCACCUUGUUCCAUAAUUCUCCUCAGAUCCAGUUGGUUCAAGGGUCACCUAGUUCUCAAGAGCAGCAAGUAACACUCUUCCUCUCUCCAGCAUCCAUGUCUGCAUUGCAAACCAGUAUAAACCAGCCAGACAUGCAGCAGUCUCCUCUUUAUUCCACUCAAAACAACAUGCCUGGAAUCCAAGGAGCCACUUCUUCACCCCAGCCACAGGCCACUUUGUUUCACAAUACUACAGGAGGCACAAUGAACCAACUACAGAAUUCUCCUGGCUCUUCUCAGCAGACUUCAGGAAUGUUCUUAUUUGGCAUUCAAAACAAUUGUAGUCAGCUUUUAACCUCUGGACCAGCCACAUUGCCAGAUCAGCUGAUGGCCAUAAAUCAGCCAGGCCAACCACAAAAUGAGGGCCAGUCUUCUGUGACAACACUUCUUUCUCAACAAAUGCCGGAGACGUCCCCGCUGGCCCCCUCUGUGAACAGCAGUCAGAGCAUGGAAAAGAUCGAUCUGCUUGUUUCAUUGCAAAGCCAAGGGAACAAUUUAACUGGCUCCUUUUAGUGAGAUGUAAAUUCCAUGAAGAAAGUAAUGAUGAUUCCAAAAUGUCCUGAGAACUUGUGGUUCCAUGAAGAUUAUUGAACUGUUAGAAGAACUACAUUUGAGCAAAUGGACAGAUUUCCUGGCUGUAAAGAGUAUACCCAUGCUGCCUGUUGCAGUGAUUUGCCACCAACGUGCUUUUUAUUUCUAAUAACAGUGACGACUGCGAGUCUGUUUGAUGUUUCCAGCUGACAGAAUUGUGGCUUUUGUCCUACAUUUUAAAAUCCAAGGCUGCAGUUAUUAUUGUUAUUAGAAAACCAUAUUUGUCAUGUUUACUUAAGUUCUUAAUUCCUUUCCUGCAUUAUUUUAGUCAAGUAAUGGCUUAGGACAAAGUAAGGUUGAGUAAUGACUAAGGCUGUGCUUUUGUUGAUGUGUAAAACAUGGCUGUUGGCCAAAGUGAAGGAGUUUCUUUCAGUUUUCAUGGAGAAACUGAAGGAAUAAUUUACUGACAAAGAAGCUGUAUUAAAAACUCUGCAGAGAAAAAAAAAAAAAGCUCUGCAGAUAUAAGGAUUCCUCCUCACAAGCAGAUAAUGCUCACAAAACUGGGUACAGCUAGAAUGUUACCAUGGCAUUUUUCAGAGAGUUGUUAGUUCUCUGUACUUCGAAGGGAUUUAGCCAUAACUGCAUAAAAAUAUUUUGUUCUAUGAAAAUGAAGGGGUUAAUAUAUGACAUGUUCUCAUAUUCUCCUUCAGUAGUUUAAACUGACAGUAAUUAGAGUCUGUUUUCUUCUCACCCGGCAUUGGGCUAAUAUUCCUUUUUUAUAUGCAUCUGUAUUGUUUUCCUCAUUAUUUUCUUUUUAGUUUUAGAUAGCUGUUAAUACACUUACUACUGGCUUUAUGGCCCUGUAGUAAUUUAGAGAAGCAGCCAUGCUUAUUCAGUGACCUAGCAGCCCGCAGCACAGGCCCAGGGACACUCUUAGGGAUUACUGGGAGUUGGUAGAAAAAAACAAUUCUUUUUUUUUUCUUUUUCUUCUUCUUCCUCCUCUCCUUCUUCUUCUUCCUUUUCUUCUUUUUCUUCUUCUUCUUCCUCUUCUCUUUCUUCUCCUUUUUCUUCCAUGAACGGUGCUGUUCUGAAGUCUUCAAAUUUUUCCCUCUAAUUAAAAAUAGUAUAAAUUUACAUUUUACAUAUAAGGCAAACAGAACUUUCUCAAACUAUUACUUCUCCCUGAGCUGCAGUGACUAUAAUUCAUUUGUCACCUCAGUGCUUUACAGUUAAAGUGGUCACUUACUUGAUGGUUUCACAGGCCUUGGGCUUUACAGGGUCAUGUCAUUGAUUUAAAAGGGAGAAUUAACAAAGAGCAAAAUUACACACUCCAGAACUUGCAUUUGUAGCAUUAGUUGUAGAGUUUUGGGUGUUCUUGCCACCCGUGGGGUGCCUGCUUCUCAUUACCACCUACAUCUGGACACAUGCUCCUGUCUCAUUUAUCUUUGGCAUGUGGAACAUGUCACUGCAGCAGUAGGCCAACAUGUAUGUGGUUUCUGUGUGUUGAUAUGUUUUGGUAUCCUGUUCAUUUCUUUUACUUUCUAAGUGUUUAAAAAUUAGCCAGUUAGCGGAUGUUAUUCUUUUCCUUAGUUUUCCUUUCUUUCUUUCUCCCCCUGUCCUACACAUUUGUUGAACUAUGUGGAGCUGUGAUCUUGGUUUAGUUUAUAUAUCCAGAUUCUCCCCUCCCCUUUGUGACUCCUCCUUCUUCUUUAACUGUUGUUCUUGUCAUUUGCUUUUUUCUGUCUCCUUUCUCCGCCCUGGCCCUUCCUUUCUCUCUUUGAGAGGCAUUGGAUUACGUUUUCAGUAGUACAGGCUUCUUGCCGAUAUGAAGGGAACUUUCAGAAAGAGACCUACUCUGGUCAUUUAAUUUUGAAAACAGUUUUCAAUCGUUCAAGUUUUGGAUGGUUUAUAUCUAAUGUGUGUUUCAUUUUUUUGGAAAGCUAUAUUUUAUAUUUAGGAAAUGGUAUACUAUUUUGCUAUUUGUACUGAGUGAGUACAUUGGCAUAAAUAUAGAAAUUUAUAUAUAUAUAUACAUAUAUAAACUAUUCUUUUUUGCCACACAUUUUUGUGGUAAAUUUGUGAGUCUGUCUGUUCUACCACAACGUGGCGUCUGAUAACAGUGAGGGGGGGUUGUUAUGUCUUUCUUGAGUAUUUAAGCACCUUUUGAAGCAAAUGGCCUAUUUAUCUGUAGCCAUUCCAUCUGGCAGUUCCUCAAUGUUACUAUUGAGCUGAAGGCAACUUACUGUGUGUUUGCUGGAUCUUUCAGCGAGAUGUUAAAGAGCAAGGCAACUCAUUGAGGCAGUGUGUCAAAUGGUGUUUGACAAGAAUGAGCCACUCUGUCUUUGUUCACUAUAUAUUUAAUAUUUUAUUAUUGUUGUUGUUGUUGUUAUUAAUUGGCUUUCUGUAUCCUAUGCUUUUUAUUUAUAAAGACACUAAAAAAUACCAUGUUUGUAAUUUUAAUAACAUUUCCCCAUCUUUUAAUAUCCAGAGCUACUUUAUAAAUUCUGUAAACAAAAGUAUUUUCUCAACAUCUCCCUCCUCCCCCAGUUCCUAUAGGGAAAAGUUACCCAGCACAGUUCGGGUCACAAGAAGGGUCAGCCACACAGUUCAGUGCUUCAAAUUUAAAAUGGAAAACAGACACCCAAGUAUUGUCUGGAGUGUCACAGAAAGCAGACCUAGUGGGUGUUAGAAAACACAGAAGUGAAAGUUUAAAACCAUGUUUGCUUCUGGGUUUUCUGAAGUAUUUUCUGAGAUUGUGUAGGAGACUCAGAAAAUCUGUUUGUUCACCAAGAUCAAAUUAGAAGGUUUUCUACAACUGCACCAUGAAUGAUGUGGCAGCAGGAAGUCUGGCUUUGUGUGGUGGCUUCUACUUGUUCUGUACUAGCAGCUUAUCCUUCUAAAAUGCUGAUUGGCAAUGCCAAGUCACUGGGACCAAUUUCUGUUUCUUAAUGUCUAAGUUUAGACUAGAACAUCACCCGAACUAUAGUGCUUUGUGGAUGGAGGCAGAAACCCCCAUUUUCAGUCUCAUCACUUCUGUGGUUAUUUACACAAGGGCUGUGCUAUGCUACCAUAUUCCUGUUCAAACAUGACAGAGGCUUAUUUGUUUUCUUACAUUGUUAAAUGUUCCUUGCCCCGAAAGGUCCAUGUUAAGUACAUUAUUCUGAAUACAUAUUUGGUUACAAAAAGUAUUUGUCUUCUUAUUGAAGAGUUAGCUCAGUGGUUGAUACUUGUACUAAGAAUGCAGCUUCCCAGUUACUGUCACAAGUUACAGCUGCCAAUGGGAAGACUCAGUGAGCCAGCAAAUGCCUUGGGAAUCACGGUUUAUAUCUGGCAGAAGGACCUAAAUAAACUGUGAACUACAUUUUAUUUCUUUGUUACAUUCAGUUCUUGCUUUUGGCAACUCACAGAAACGCUUGGAGCUUCUCUCUUCUCUCUCUCUCUCUCUCUCUCUCUCUCUCCCCCUCCAAACCCCGCCCUGACCCCCCGCUGUGUGUGCACAUGCGCGCGUGUGUGCACACCUGUGCGCUGCAUGUGUGUGUUCUUUCUUACUGUUAUUCCACAACAAGGAGAAGAUGUUAGAUAGUUUGUUCCUAAGCUUCGCUGUGGGCUUUUCUGAUUCUAACAUCAUGUUGCUAUUUGGGUUUUAGCCAAAGUAGAUCUGUCUUACCCCGUCUCCUUAGAACAAGUGUUUAAAGGGCUUUGUUUAUUAUAGAAGCAGUAUUAACAAGAGGACUCCUUCCCUCCCUCCCAUUCUCCCAUCCUUCCUUGUCCCCUUUGUAUAAUAUUGUGAGUUAUAGUUUAGAGUUUUAUUAUGGUAGAUUUAUUGCCUAUCAGAAUUUUGGCUAAUGUACCCAGAAAAAAAUUAGAAGGAAGAAAUUGUGCAUAUGUCCCUUCAGAAUGAAAGUGAUAAUUCCUUUUGGCCUUUUAAGAGUGUUUGGUUUUAUUUCCCCAAUGAGGUUGCACUAUGCUGUCCAAGUGUUGGGCCUGCAUGUGUGAAGCACCUUAUCUGGGCCCCUUUGGCCUUUUGAAGCCAUUGUAAAUGCUUGUUAGGGGAAAAAUGGAAUCUGUCAGCAAAUACAAACCAUGAUGAAAUGACAGAACUUUUUGUUUCUUUUGGUUUUUCGAGACAGGGUUUCUCUGUGUAGCCCUGGCUGUCCUGGACUUAGUUUGUAGGUCAGGCUGGCCCUGAACUCACAGAGAUCCUUCUGCCUCUGCCUCCAUGAGUGCUGAGAUUACAGGCGUGCACCAUCAUGCCUGGCCUGAAUAAUUCUUAAAUUGAGCAUAGUUAUACUUAUUUACAAAAUUGUUCAUUUUUCUUGUAAAAUUUUUUGUUACCCUAUUUGCUGAUUUUUCAUUGAAAGUCAUGGGAAUUCUUGUGGCUUUACUCGGCAUCUCAAGCACAGGCUCCAUCUCUAUCCAAGACAGCCAUUUAAUAUCUGCAUGCUUUGCUCAGUGAGAAACAAGAACUGUAGCUCGGCGAAUGUAUGAGCGAAGUGACACAGACCUGGGAGUGUGGCACAGAGGUAGAGGUUUACACAGCACAUGCAAGGCUCUGGAUUCGCUCCCCAGCACCACCAAAAGGAGAGAAAGAGAACUUGAGCACACACACUAGCAGGAGGAUUAGCACUCACCUAUUACAUAUUCUUGAGAGCUUUCUCCUUCUGCCUGCUUUUGUAACUGGAGCUAACUGUGGAGGUGACAUCCGUGAUACAGGAGAUUGACUCUCUACAAUAGCAUAAGUUGUCCCAAUGCCCCAAUUACUUUUUAACUCUCUGUUUUCAUGCCAUUCUAAGCCUCAUAAUACUUAUAAAAUUCUGUUUUUUACUGCUCUUGUUCCUUCAGGCAAUUUUUACAUUAAUAUUUUAUAUAUAGAUUAAAUGUUACAGAAAAGUGCCUUUUUAUCAUGCCAGUGCCCCCUUCUUAAUAAUUCCACCUUUCACUAUUGCCAAAAUUAUGUGAACAGCUGAUAUUAUCAGGUCCCAACUUGUACUCUUUCCAUUAGGCUUUUUUUUUUUUUUUUUUUUUUUUUUUUUUCAUUUCUUGGUUACUAUAGAAGAUGACUUGGUCAGUUCCUUUGACUUUUUAAAAAUAACAGAGAAAGUGCUUUAGGAGAAUUGCUUGGGGAAAGUAAGUGUAUUCUGUCCCAGCUUCUAAUGAAUCAAGUCUAAUUUUCUCAUCCCAAAAAUUUAUAGAUGGGUCUCAACUGAAUAAGAAUGAAAAUUUAGCCCUCUGUGAGAUUCCAUGCACACACGUGUGUUAAAUGUCACGAAGGCACAGCUCAUAGCCUCUUCCCUGACCCUGAUUAGCGGAGGGAAAAGCAGUCACUAAAACAGGCUUAGGGGUAACAUUGAUUUUCUUUUUUUUUUUUUUUUUUUUUGGCAAAGUAGUUUAUUUAUCAUUUAUCAGAACUCUAGUUAAUUGGCCUUGGAAAGCUUAACGUCAGAAAAAAAUUAGGAAGAGGUCAUUUGAGUUGUGGAAGAAUUAAUGUAAUUUCUUAGUAUCAGAUACAGUUGGCUUGAGUGUCCUGGUUUAGCCCAUUUCGUUUCUGAGCUAGCUCCUUACCACAGGUGGAAUUGAAGACGGGGCCUUCAGCAACAAAUCAAGGACAGCCGUAACUAAACUCUGGAGGAGAGCUGUGUUCCCCAUACAGUGUUUUUUUGUGACUGUUGGUGGACUGAAGGUGGCAAACGUUUAUGUAGUGUUCUGAAUACUCUAGUGUGCACUUUAAUCAUUCCAAAAAAAGCCAAGAAUAUAUCUUAACUAGUGAGAAUACUGCAUCCAUUUUUCUUUUGGAUAGGUGGUUUAGUGUGUUAGGUGGCUGCUUUUUAAAGUGACUUGGAAUAAGUGUGAAGUUACUGUUUUCUAGAGGACUUAAGACUGAAAUGUAGCUGCAGGGAAGUGACUGAACUUCUGCAGACUGACUGGCUGAGUGUGUUGGGGAGCUGCUUAGUACCAUUUCCCUUCCCAUGUAUUUUAUGUCCCCUCUAUAAAAAUGCUAUUGUGUAUACCUUCUACCUGUGCGGUUUAUGCAAACCAGUCUGGCCCUCCACCCAGCAGCUAGUAUCAGUAUGAGCAGGGAACUAGUUAGAUUAGAGGUGCGCAUUCCUGGGCAUUAGCUCAGGCCUACUGAAUUAGAUCUGAAGUAGGACUCAGCAGUCUGUCUGACCCAGGCCCCCAGGCGAGUCCAGUGCACCCUGAGCUUCACAGGCACUUGUAUGAUUUUGUCUGCUGAAAGCGAGAGAAUUUCUUCCCCACUCUUAAAGAUAAUUAUUCCUUCCUCAUGUAUACUCAGCUUUACCUGGUUAUCUGUGAUCAUUUAUCAACAAUAGUAAUUUAUUCUCAGUACUGCCUAAGAAAUGCCUAUGUUUUAUGUAUAUACAGUGUAGUUAUUGAUGAUUCAUUUAACUUAGUCUGACAUUUCCCUACCACUGACUAAAAAGUUUACAUUAACUGACUGAUUUCAAUAUAUAGGUGCAGUGUUCUGUAUUUCUUUAAUUGUUGCGACAUUUACUUAGCUAAAAUAAUUGAUGGGUGCUACAGUCUCCUGUUUAUGCAUAACAUGGGUACAUUGUGGGCAAUGUAAUACAAGCUUUCUCUUCAUUGCCUCUUAAUUUACCAGCAGACCACAGUUUUGCUCUGGCUAGACCAGCUCUCAGAACAGAAUUGCCAUUCCAUAUCAUUUUUCUUGUAUCUGAGAUAGUAAAUCUCAGCUAGAUGGCUGGCCAGGCCAACACAGCACCUUAUUUAAUUUCUUCUCUUAAUAGAUGAGGAAUUUUUUUUUUUUCAAGUAGCCUACUUGCCAUUUGAACGGUGCAGUAGAGUGAUGGUUCUCCUUGGAACUCACGCUUCAAAUGAAGUACUUAGCAAAAUAAUAAGACAGUGCUUUUUAUAGUUUGGGCAUUCCUCCCCUCUCAGUUGUCUGCAUCUUAAUAAAUAUAAGCUAAGCAGGUUUAUUCAUUUUUUUCCUUUACAAUUCAGCACUUCCAUCAUUAAUCUUCCUUCCACUGUUUACAAAUCACUGAUGAGUUAACGAAGAUUCACUUUUCAGACUAAAACUAAAUGAAUACUUGCUUUCUGAGAAUCACUGCUGUCUGCUCCUCACUAGCAGUGCUAAGUGGCUUACUCUACAAACUGGUGCUGGAAAGUAAGUAGGCAAAGUGUUGGGAUGCUCUAGAGACACCUUCCUUUCCUUCUUUGUGAGUACAUCAUCUGUCACUGGAUCCAGAGUAUUCCACACAGUUUAUUCAACCCAGGUUUGUAAUACUUCCUGCAUUCAACCAUGUCGCCCCUACCCGCUCCCUCACAUCGGUCCUUCCUCCACCCCAGGAGUAACGCGCCUAGCUUGCAGGGGUAGCUAUUGUUACUAUUUUAGCCAGUGAGCCUCAGGACAGCUUGCACUCAUACAUGACCAAGAUGCUUGAGAGUGCAUUUGGAAUCAAACUUCUGUCACCAGAAAAUUCCUGUCCUGGCUGGAGUUAGAGCUCAGUGGUAGGGUUCUUGUGUGCACAAGGCCCAAGGUAGUGCAGUCCCCAGUACCAAAGAGAGAGAGACAGAGACUGAGAGAAAGAAAGGGAGCUGUCCUGCACUGAAGCGAUCACAAUCUCACUCCCUAGACACCUUCUGCAGUGCAGUUAAACUCCUUCGAUCUAAUGAAUGUGUCUGUUUACCUUGUUGCUUCUAAGGAUGAGCUCCAAGUGACUGCUGCUUUCCUGGCAACUUGACUGACUUUCACUCUCCUUUUACUUCCUGUUUUAAUGAGUAACUUGGAAUAUUUCAUUAACCUGUUCUCGAGUGAUUUAGCUGCCAUUCUGCCAGCUGAAAAUUGAGUUUUUAUUUCAUUUUAUCUGCUUGAGCACACUGAUCAACCACUGACCUGCCUUCUUGCAUUGUCCUGCAAUGACGUAAGAGUGACACUGUGUAUAUGGCUUCAUAGUUGGAAUUUCAGAGCACUGACACCAGAUAUUCUCGGUUUGUUCUCUGGGGGAAUUUCAUUUGCAUCUAUGUUUUUAGGUAUCUGUGAUAACUUGUUAAAUAUUAAAAAGAUAUUUUGCUUCUAUUGGAACAUUUGUAUACUCGCAAUUAUAUUUCUGUAAACAGCUGCAGUCAAAAAUAAAACAUUGAAAGUUUUCA
Psammomys obesus (fat sand rat) is the source of this 12761-nucleotide messenger RNA. It is a transcript of the gene Nfat5, whose product is annotated as nuclear factor of activated T cells 5. Gene Ontology annotation, molecular function: DNA-binding transcription factor activity, RNA polymerase II-specific; transcription factor binding; RNA polymerase II cis-regulatory region sequence-specific DNA binding. The record is from RefSeq and is a predicted model, not a curated record. Lineage: Eukaryota; Metazoa; Chordata; Mammalia; Rodentia; Muridae. The transcript is spliced from 14 exons. Gene Ontology annotation, cellular component: transcription regulator complex. Gene Ontology annotation, biological process: calcineurin-NFAT signaling cascade; cytokine production; regulation of transcription by RNA polymerase II. The coding region runs from base 162 to 4613 and encodes 1483 amino acids.